This is a messenger RNA of Diceros bicornis minor, 990 nucleotides long. RefSeq names its product olfactory receptor 10H4-like. Gene Ontology annotation, cellular component: membrane. Lineage: Eukaryota; Metazoa; Chordata; Mammalia; Perissodactyla; Rhinocerotidae. The record is from RefSeq and is a predicted model, not a curated record. Gene Ontology annotation, molecular function: G protein-coupled receptor activity; olfactory receptor activity. Gene Ontology annotation, biological process: G protein-coupled receptor signaling pathway.
AUGCCGGAUUCAGCAUCCUUGCCUGCUCAGAACUAUAGCACAGUGUCUGAAUUCAUCCUCCUUGGCUUCUCCCCCUUCCCCCAGCAUCUCCUGCCUGCCUUCUUCCUGCUGUUCCUGCAGAUGUGCCUGUUCACACUGCUGGGGAACCUGCUCAUCAUGGCCACCAUCGGGAGCGAGUGCAUCCUCCACACACCCAUGUAUCUCUUCCUGUGCACCCUCUCCAUCUCUGAGAUUCUCACUGUUGCCGUCACCCCUCACAUGCUGGUCGACCUGCUCUCCACCCAUCACUCCAUCACCUUUGUGGCCUGUGUCAGCCAGAUGUUCUUCUCCUUCAUGUUUGGCUUCACCCAUUCCUCCCUGCUCAUGAUCAUGGGCUACAACCGCUACGUGGCCAUCUGCCACUCUCUGCGCUACAAUGUGCUCUUUUGUCCCCGUGACUGUGCCCAUCUUGUGUCCUGGUCCUAUGCUGGUGGCACAGUCAUGGGGAUGAUGGUGACAUUGAUAGUUUUUCACCUCACCUUCUGUGGGUCUAACGUGAUCCAUCAUUUUCUCUGCCACGUGCUUUCCCUCUUGAAGUUGGCCUGUGGGAAUGAGACAUCCUCUGUCACCUUGGGUGUGAUCCUGGUGUGUGUCACAGCUCUGAUGGGCUGUUUAUUCCUCAUCUUCCUCUCCUAUGUCUUCAUCGUGCCUGACAUCUUGAGGAUCCCCUCAGCUGAGGGCAGGCACAAGACCUUCUCCACAUGUGUGUCCCACCACACUGUGGUGGCCGUGCACUAUGGUUUUGCCUCCAUCAUCUGCCUCAAGCCCAAGGGCCCUCCAUCUAUGGACAGUAACACUCUGAUGGCCACCACCUAUACAGUCUUCACCCCCUUUCUUAGCCUAAUCAUCUUCAGCCUCAGGAAUAAGGAGCUGAAGAAUGCCAAAAAAACCUUCUGCCGAAAAUUCUGUCCCUCAGCUCCUGACAGACAGCGUAGGGGAGAGGAAAGAUGA